CACAUGUACUAUUGUGUAGUUUUGGUUUUAAUAAUGAUCAACGACACACUUGCCUUUGGAGAUUUGGACACGAAUGUUUCUGCGCCGCUGCCUCCUCUCUCUCUCACUCACAACCAAAGUACUUUCCCUGCACUCCUGCUGGAGUACAAGUCUCUGGUCACUUCAGCCACAAUGUUCUCCGUGGGCGUCCUGGGGAACCUCAUUGCCAUAGUCGUGCUUUGCAUCUCCAAAAAAGAGCAGAAAGAGACUACUUUCUACACUCUGGUGUGCGGGAUGGCCAUCACCGACCUACUGGGAACAUGCUUCACCAGCCCGGUGGUGAUCGCCACAUAUGUGGCAAACCGCUGGCCCGGAGGAGUGCUGCUGUGCCACUUCUUCUCGUUCUCCAUGCUCUUCUUCGGCUCAGCCGGGAUGUCCAUCCUGUGCGCCAUGGCUGUGGAGCGAUACUUGGCCAUAAACCAUGCAUAUUUCUACUCCCAGCACAUAGACCGGACUAUGGCGCGCUUUGCACUCAUGGCCACCUACCUGGCUAACAUUGUGCUGUGCAUUAUGCCCAGCUUUGGCUUCGGGCGGCACGUCAGGCACUUUCCUGGAACAUGGUGCUUUCUAGACUGGAGGGCGAUGGACUCACUCGGAGCAUGCUACUCUUUUCUGUACGGCGGAGUGAUGGUGGUGCUGAUCGCAGUGACGGUUUUGUGUAAUUUGGCCGUGUGCAAAUCGCUGGUGGGGAUGAACCAGAGGACCUCUUGUGAGCAGAGGGGGUCACGCCGUCGCUUCCCCGGGCUGCCGUCGGUCACCUCGGCUGCGGAGAUCCAGAUGUUCUGGCUGCUGAUCUUCAUGACCAUCGUGUUCCUAGUCUGCUCUAUCCCUUUAGUGGUGCGGAUCUUCGUAAACCAGCUUUACGACCCUGCCUACAUCUCUGCUGGGGGGGAGCCCGACUACCCGAGCGACAUGCUGGCGAUCCGCUUCGCCUCAUUCAACCCCAUAUUAGACCCCUGGGUGUACAUUUUGUGCAGGAAAAACCUGCUGCUGAAGGGCUGCGAAAAGCUAAAGGGGACAGUGUCCCACAUUAAGGACACUCGUGGUGACAACACUGGCUGGGUGGGAGGUCAACACUCCCCUCCGUCUCUAAACAGCGAUGAUACCAGUUACGCGUCAUUACGCACAGCCAGCAUCAGGAACGAUGUGGAACCACGUGUGUCCAUCCAUCAUAAAUCUUUCACAGACUUCGCCAUGAGGCAAGCGUGGGAGUACGAUACAGCCCAGGUCAACUUUCACCCGUUCAGCGUGGAGAGCACAGCGAUCCACGGGUGUGAUGAGGAAGAAACAGCCGGUUCCAAACAGGAAGUGGAGGCGAAGGAGUCUCCAAGAGACAGCGCGACUCCGCCCCUUUCUGCGCACUUGAGAAAGGUGGACAUUGUCACCUGCACGUUUAGUACAUCGAGUUCGUGCCAGUCAGCGAAAUGCCUUUGAUGAAAACUUGGUCAUUCAACUGUCAACACCAGUUUAAUGUUCCUAUGUGGGUAGGUGCUUCAUCUGCCUAGCAAACUGGUUCAUUGGAUUAAAAUGUGAGAAAAAACAUGUUUCCAGUGAAAAACUCCACACUAUGAGAUCUGUUCUGAUGGUUUUAACCACCAAAGAGCCAUAUGCCCAAAAUAAUUAAACACUUGAAACAACACUUUGAUAAUUACUGUGACUGAAAUUAUCUCAAGCACUCGAACAAACGACUCUCUUAUUAUUCAUUCUGCCGCACAAAGCUCUCUAAAAUUGUAGUUCUGGGCUUUAUUUAAAGGUUAAGUGAUCACUCAGGAUCUAACAAAAGUGCAAUAUUUGAUGUGCAUUUACAUCUUCUUCAUGUCAACUAAAACAUGUCUUCAGUCAGGAAAAAAAUAAUUCUAUGUGUGGACCAACUUGGUCAUUCUGAUUCUGAAAAGGUCCAGAAAAACACACUGCCCUAACCUACCACAGCUUGACACAGUUGGUCCAAAGUGAAACAAGGGGAAUAUUUUAGGGGCAAGUUGUCACAGGUGGGAAUUGUAUUUGGGCUUGCUAUGGAUGCUUACUAUUUUAAUUUAACAUUUAGUGACAUCUUUAGUAGAAAAAAAUAUUCACAAUUUUACAAAGUCUGCUAAAAGUAUACUGCCAAUAGUUGCAAUUUCCAAAUAUGGAAAUUUAAACAAUCUAUAAUUAUACCCUAUGGGUACAAAUGUUCUCACACUCUAAGAGUUUGAUACAAUAUUAAUCAUUAUGUGCCAUUUGCAAUAUAUGUUUAUUGAUUAUUUAUUGUUGUUACACUUGAUUUUACUAUGUUGUAUCGAAAUGCUGCUAAUUUACUCUGUGCCUGUGUUGCAUGAUGAAGAGAAAAUUCAAUGUAGACAUUUUCAAUCUUGUUUUAUAUUGCACAAAAUGUUUUGAUAACGGCAGGUGUUAACAUGUCAUCUUGUGAGCUGUACGACCUGUGGUGUUUGCUGGAUGUGUUGGUGGGUCUG
Messenger RNA from Eleginops maclovinus (Patagonian blennie), 2489 nucleotides. It is a transcript of the gene ptger4c, whose product is annotated as prostaglandin E receptor 4 (subtype EP4) c. The record is from RefSeq and is a predicted model, not a curated record. The transcript has 2 exons. NCBI's taxonomy places the organism in Eukaryota, Metazoa, Chordata, Actinopteri, Perciformes, Eleginopidae. The coding region runs from base 4 to 1473 and encodes 489 amino acids. Gene Ontology annotation, biological process: positive regulation of cytosolic calcium ion concentration; cellular response to prostaglandin E stimulus; inflammatory response. Gene Ontology annotation, molecular function: prostaglandin E receptor activity. Gene Ontology annotation, cellular component: plasma membrane.